This is a messenger RNA of Boleophthalmus pectinirostris (great blue-spotted mudskipper), 4266 nucleotides long. RefSeq names its product transmembrane protein 151Ba (gene tmem151ba). Lineage: Eukaryota; Metazoa; Chordata; Actinopteri; Gobiiformes; Gobiidae. The record is from RefSeq and is a predicted model, not a curated record.
GCGCGUGUGUGUUUUAUUUACAUGCGCCGAUAACGUGCUCGCCUUUUGUCCAAUCUGUCCCGCUCGACUGCCGCUUCACGGUUCCGCGGGUUUGUUCUCGCUGCGCGCACUGGCCAUCCGGGAGAUCUACGGCUCCUGACUGGCGCCUUUGGGUUUUACUGCCACAGCAACCAAGUCAGCAGCAUCACCGUAUAGAAGGCGUCUGUCUACCUCCCCCGUCUCCACUGUCUCAGCUUUCCUGCGCGUCUUGGGAGCUUCGGUAGCUACGAUGCGCCGAUUCCCGUAGCAGCAUCCAUCCACGUCCACGUCCAGCGCAGGCACCGGUCCGGGAUAAUGUGCAUUUUUCGCAGCCGGUCCAUGCAGACGUGUCCGCUCGGAUGAUGCGUAAAAAGGAGCUCGGAGCGUCUAUGGAAAGCCCCCCUCGUCCGACACGGAGCCGCGAUAAUGUCCCCAGCCUCAGCAGCCACGGCCAGCGAGAGCAGCACCGUCACUGUCCCCGGAGAAGAACCGGAGAGCCCGCGGGAAGAGCAGCGACCGGUGAGGCAGUCCUUGUCCAAAUGUCUGUGUCAGGAGAGUCAGUGGAAGUGUCUGCUGCUGUCCCUGCUCAUGUACGCCUGUGUGGGGGCCAUGGCCUGGUGCCAGGUCACAACAGUCACACGUCUCUCUUUCGACAGCGCGUACAAAGGCAAGUCUAUGAUGUACCACGACAGCCCCUGCUCCAACGGAUACAUCUACAUCCCCCUGGCCUUCCUGCUCAUGCUCUAUGUGGUGUACCUGGUAGAGUGCUGGCACUGCCACACCCAGAACCAGCUGCAGUACAAGGUGGAUGUGGACAACGUGAGCGAGCGUAUCCAGAGGAUGCAGCAGGCCACCCCCUGCAUCUGGUGGAAGGCCAUCAGUUAUCACUAUGUACGCAGGACCAGGCAGGUGACCCGCUACCGCAACGGAGACGCCUACACCACCACACAGGUCUACCACGAGAGGGUCAACACCCAUGUGGCCGAGGCAGAGUUCGACUAUGGAAACUGUGGGGUCAAAGACAUUUCCAAGAGGUUGGUGGGCCUGGAGAGUUUUCCCAUCACACGACUGAGGUUCACAAAGUGCUUCAGCUUUGCCAAUGUGGAGUCGGAGAACUCGUACCUCACACAGAGGGCUCGCUUCUUCACUGAGAACGAGGGUCUGGAUGACUACAUGGAGGCGCGAGAGGGCAUGCACCUGAAGAAUGUGGACUUUAGAGAGUAUAUGAUGGCUUUUUCAGACCCCAGCCACCUCCCAUGGUAUGCCACUCACACUACCUUCUGGCUGGCAGCUGCCCUGACCCUGUCCUGGCCCCUCAGGGUGCUGAUGGAGUAUCGGACAGUCUGUGCACAUUACCACGUAGAGAAGCUCUUUGGCUUUGACUAUGUCCCCAGCUCUCCCACAGAGGAAAGGCCAUACUGCAGGCGCAUCCCGCGGGUCAACACCAUCGACAGCACGGAGCUGGAGUGGCACAUCCGUUCCAACCAGCAGCUGGUGCCCAGUUACUCGGAGGCUGUGCUCAUGGACCUGUCUCAGCGGUCAGAGGGUGGUUACAGCAGUUACAGACAGAGCUGUGAGCGGUGCCAGCGUGCCAUCAGCAGUUCCUCCAUCUUCUCUCGCAGUGCCCUGAGCAUCUGUACCACGCCUCGCUUGCCCUUCAGCUCCAGCCGCCUGUCUCUGGGCCGCCUGCACAGCCUGUGGAGGAGCAGCGGGAGUCUGAACCAGGCCUGUCCCACAGAGAGCACUCGUCUGUCAGAGCCCACGCCCAGAGAGGACGGCCCCCCGGAAUAUCAGGACGCUCUGUACUUCCCUGUGCUCAUAGUGCACCGCAACGAAGGCUGCCUCAACCACGACCACCACGCCCUGCACCGGAACGGCUCCUGUGUGGAGACCUCCCUAUGACACGUGCACCAGAGAAGGGACAGAGACAAGAAAGACUUCAGGGAGAAAUGAGCUGUACCUCAAAUUUACACUUUGGGAUUAAUGGUAUAAUAAACAACUGAUCAUGUUGAGCCUCAUGUGAGAUCCAGACAUUUUAAGAAUAAAAUCUGGAUUUCUUGGAUAAUUUGAAUAAUGAAGAUAAAAUACUAACUGCUUAUUUCAGCCAAACUACACAAAGAGCUCUUCUUUCCUUUAUAGAAGCAAAUUAAAGUCUUGCAUUCAGACUUGUGCUUUGUAAAUGUUGCUAAAUGAGUGAGGCUGAGGUAGUUUCCUCAGAGGGGAAGACACUUUGAUCAAAAUAAACAUGUGAUAUAGCAGCUUGGUUGCGAUGACAUUAUACUUCCCGGCUUUCUAAAAAUAGAGGCAGAGGUUAUGAAUAAUUGAGCGCAGGGGGCUAAAGGACACGCAAACUUCCAACUGAUUCUGCAAUCCUGCAAACUGUGUAUUUAAAACAGCUAAGACAUUUUUAUUUCAUAUUUGCAUUUUAGUUUUUUUUAGUUUUUUAUAAUCAGGCUACCUCUUUAUUUAAGUGCCUUCUCUGGACCAAGACUAUAGCAAGCAUUUAAUCCAAGCAUUUUGCCAGUUCAUCAAAUCACUAAACUGCAGCUGGGACACACAAUGCAAAGGGACAUGUCGCGUUUUUCACUGGACAAAUCCUCCAUUACGAGUGUUUAGGAUGUGGGCUGCUGCUGAUGCAUAUCAGGCUGAGCAGGCCAUCAAACACGCCUAAAAUAGGAGGAGGCCUGGAUUCACUACUGAUACUGUCACAGCGACCAAUAUGACAGGAUUACUUUAAAUACACUGCGGCUGAAUGCAUGCAGUCUCUCAGAUGUAGUGACUAGGGCUGCACAAUGGAAGAAAAAAGUGAGAAUUAUUCAAUAUAUUCAAUUUUGGAACAUUACUUUUGUAUGUGACAUGUACAUAUUUAUAUACCAUGCCACAUUAGGUUAGGCUAUGUGCCAUUUGUAGUUAAAAAUGCAUUGGAAUAACGCGUUAAAUAUAAAUGUAUACGAUUUUGAUAAUUACUGAGUUUGAAAAAGUUACUACACUGACAAAUCCACAAAUUGAUUUCCAGUGACCUGAAGAUAGUUUUUUGUCAGUACAUGGACAGGACGUGUAUGGAAGAUAAUUUGUCCGAUUAGAUUUUGAAUUUUAAAUCCCGUUGAAUUUCUCACUUUUGAACUUACUUAAAGGUUGUAUGGAGGAUUUUUUAUUUUUUUUUGUUUCAAGUUGUCAAUGAUAGCAUUAUAGAGGUGCAGUAGCCUUGUAAUUAUGAUGACCAAAAAAAAGAGAAUAAAAAUUCAUCAACUCUGGACGUGGUGGGGCUAAACAUUUGCCAAUAGAUAACGACACUGCCUCGUUAUCUGUUAGCUGACAGGCUGUCAAUCAAUCUCCCUACGUUUCUAGCGUAACUGACUUGCCUGCGCGCCGCCGGUACGUGGUUUACGUACACCUGUCACGCAGUCCACAGACGCAAGACGCACAGACGCUGUUUACUCCACCAACGCAACAGUUCUUAGCGGCUUUUUUUGACCUAUAUCUUCCUCGCAGUUAGCACAAAGUUUGUUGCAAUGGCAGACAAGAAUCCAGGAGCAGUUAGCCGCAAAAGAAAGUCCGUUUUUGAGGUCGCUGAAAGAAGAAGACAAGGGAAAAAGCAGCGAAGCCAAACUAAGGUGAUUCUUGAAGAUUCAUUCCAGCGAUGGCGCGACUGAAGCAGACGAAGGGUCUAAAGACUGAUGCACUGGUCGCCAAAUUACUCCUGGACAGGUCACUUCUGCUUAUUAUGAAAACGUACUUUAUUUCCAAGAGCUAGUCAAACGUUUUUCAGGACACGAAAGCGAUAUCCUAUGUCUGAAAACGUAAUUUUCAAGGCAAAGAAAGAGUCCGCUUGCUGCUGCGUGUUGUAGCUAGUUCAUUCGCACUGAAUCUCCGCGCAACCUUCUCUGCACCCCUUUCCUGCUCCUGUCCCCGCUGCCCGUUCCGCUCUUCCCCCUGCUCCUCACUUCUCCGGGCACGGAAUCUCCGCGCACCGCUCCCCUCUCCUCUCUCCCUGCUCCGCUCUUCUCCCUGCUCCUCACUUCUCGUCCGCGAACAAAAUGUCCACACACCCGCUCCCCCCGCUCCUCACUUCUCCGCCUUGCCUAACCAACACUGUAGUUAGUUGUUUACAAGUCAUGUGCAGCGCACCGGCUGUAAACAAACCUGUUUCUGGCGUAAAGAGGAGGCGGGAGGAGGCGUUUCUACGUAGGGAGCUGUAGGGGAGGGGGGGUGGUUUCACACAUGCGCAACAUUUGAAAAAGGACAAAC